AUGACACAAAAACGCAUCGAACAAUGGGAAAUCGACCGGUACUGGGAGAUCUUCUCCUCCCUCGGCAACGGCGGCACCCACCUCGACGGCAACCAAGCAGCCUCCGUGCUCAAGAACUCGCGCCUCCGCGACGACCAAUUGGAACGGAUAUGGGACCUCUCGGACGUCGACGGCGAUGGUCGUCUGGAUUUCGAGGAGUUCUGUGUAGCGAUGCGAUUGAUCUACGACCUCAUGAACGGCGAGUACAUGGAUGUCCCGCAGACAUUACCGGAUUGGUUGGUACCGGAGAGUAAAGCAUAUCUGGUUCAAGCGUCGCGGGCGGUACGAGGUGGAGGAGAGAGGUUCGAACGACCGGAUGAGGAUGAGGAUGAGGAUGAGGGGUUGGGUUUGCGGGACGGCUUCGAUUGGUACAUGUCCCCCUCCGACCGGAACAAAUACAGCGACAUCUACACCGCGAACCGGGACUCCCGCUCUGGACUGAUCACCUUCUCCGCCCUGCAAGAAUUAUACGAAAGUCUAGACGUCCCCGACACCGACGUCCGCUCCGCCUGGAACCUCGUGAACCCGAAAAGCGGCGAAGGGAUAAAUAAAGAUGCCUGUCUCGCCUUCCUCCACAUCCUCAACAACCGCCACGAAGGCUACCGUAUCCCGCGCUCCGUCCCCCCGAGCUUACGAGCGACCUUCGAGCAAGGGAAGAUAGAAUAUAACAUCGACCGCGUCGCCUCGCAGCAGCAGCAGAAACAGAAUGCCGCAGACCGCUGGGGAACGAAACGAGAUGACGAUACCGUCUCAGGCCGGAAAGCCAAAUUUGGCGAUACAUACUUGAGCAGACUGGGUGUCGGGGCCGAGAAGAAAGCUCCGCGCGGCACGGACUUUAGUUCCGCGCCCCGAGAUGGGGAGUGGGAGGAAGUCCGACUGAAAAAACAACUCAAAGACCUCGAGGACAAAAUGGCGAAAGUAGAGGGCGCAGCACAGCGGAAACGGGAAAGGGGGGGACGGAGAGAGGAUAGUCGGCCCGCGCUGGUGAAGAGGGAGUUGGAGCAGUUGUUGGAUUUCAAGAGGAGGGAGUUGAGGGGGCUUGAGGAGGAUGGGGACGGGAAGGGGAAGAAGGGGGGUGGGUUAGGACAGUUUCAGGAGGAUAUCGAGGUCGUGAGGGAGCAGGUUGAGGGGUUGCAGGGGCAUUUGAGGAAGAGGGAGGAUGUGCUGGCGGGGCUGAGGGAGCAGGUUGAGGCGGAGAAAGCGGGGCCCCUUCGUCCCAAGGCACCUGGUGUGCUCGACUACAACAGCCCCCCGAUUGCGAAGUAA
Recurvomyces mirabilis is the source of this 1305-nucleotide messenger RNA. It is a transcript of the gene END3, whose product is annotated as endocytosis defective- protein. The coding region runs from base 1 to 1305 and encodes 434 amino acids. NCBI's taxonomy places the organism in Eukaryota, Fungi, Ascomycota, Dothideomycetes, Mycosphaerellales, Teratosphaeriaceae. The record is from RefSeq and is a predicted model, not a curated record. The transcript has 2 exons. Gene Ontology annotation, cellular component: plasma membrane; cytoplasm. Gene Ontology annotation, biological process: endocytosis; actin filament organization; endosomal transport. Gene Ontology annotation, molecular function: protein binding; calcium ion binding.